UCUCCUCACACAAUAAGCACACCCCCCCUCUCUAUCUCUCUCUUUCUCAUGGACUCUUCUCGUCGCUCCUCCGUGAUCAUAAUCGGCGCAGGAGUCUCCGGCCUAUCGGCGGCGAAGCUGUUGAUCGAGAAAGGCGUAGAGGACGUGGUGAUUCUCGAAGCUUCGGACCGCAUCGGCGGUAGGAUCAGGAAACAAGAGUUCGGAGGCUUGUCGGUGGAGCUCGGCGCCGGUUGGAUCGUCGGAGUCGGCGGAGAACAGCUUAAUCCGGUUUGGGAGCUGGCCGAGAAAACGAACCUCCGGACUUGCUUCUCCGAUUACAGUAAUGCUCGCUUCAACAUCUACGAUCGCAGCGGGAAUCUAAUCCCGAGUGGACUCGCAGCAGACUCUUAUAAGAAGGCGGUGGAGUCAGCCAUGGAGAAGCUGAGGGAGCUGGAAGCUGACGCUUGCUACGGCGGCGACGUCUCCAAAGUUCCCGAACCGCCUUCGUGCGGAUUUUCCAGCACGCAGAAAACGCCGAUAGAGCUGGCGAUUGAUUUCACUCUACACGAUUUCGAGAUGGCAGAAGUUGAACCCAUAGCAACGUAUAACGAUUUCGGAGAACAGGAAUUUUUAGUUGCAGAUGAAAGAGGGUACGAGCAUUUGCUAUAUAAAAUGGCUGAUGAUUUUCUUUUUACCUCUGAGGGUAAAAUCUUGGACAGUCGUCUCAGUCUCAAUAAGGUUGUUCGGGAAUUGAAGCACUCGAGGGACGGCGUUACCGUAAUGACGGAGGAUGGUUGCGUCUAUCAAGCAAAUUACGUGAUUUUGUCAGCUAGCAUCGGAGUCCUCCAAAGCAAUCUCAUUUCCUUCAGUCCACCCUUGCCUAGGUGGAAAACUGAGGCCAUAGAGAAAUUGGAUGUGAUGGUAUAUACGAAGAUCUUUCUCAAGUUCCCUCAUAAGUUCUGGCCAUGUGGUCCUGGGAAAGAGUUCUUCAUCUAUGCCCAUGAGCGGAGAGGCUACUACACAUUUUGGCAGCACAUGGAAAAUGCAUAUCCUGGGUCCAAUAUCCUGGUCGUGACAUUGACAAAUGGGGAAUCAAAGCGUGUGGAAGCUCAGACUGACGAGGAGACGGUGAAAGAAGCCAUGGGGGUUCUUAGGGACAUGUUUGGACCCAACAUUCCUGAAGCUACUGAUAUACUCGUACCCCGCUGGUGGAACAAUAGGUUCCAGCGUGGCAGCUAUAGCAACUACCCAAUAAUCUCUAAUCAUCAAGUUGUUCGUGAUAUCAAGGCCCCAGUAGGUUGCAUCUUCUUCACUGGAGAACACACGAGCGAAAAAUAUAGUGGCUAUGUUCAUGGUGCAUACCUUACUGGGAUUGACACUGCAAAUGCGCUGCUUGAAGAAAUGGGUAGGCAGGAGGAAAGGAGUAGCGAGAAUAAAACGUCGUUGUCAGAACCCUUGCUAGCAUUGACUAGUUCACUAAUUUUGACACAGAAAGAUGCUGUAUCGAGUCUAAAAUGCGAUGUCCCUACACACUUAUAUCUUGGUGCCAAACACCCCAAACUAUAUUAUGACUACUAGACUAUUGGUUAGUUUGUUA
Molecule: messenger RNA, 1576 nt
Organism: Rosa chinensis
Lineage: Eukaryota; Viridiplantae; Streptophyta; Magnoliopsida; Rosales; Rosaceae
Product: polyamine oxidase 1
Exons: 10
Coding region: 49-1557 (502 amino acids)
Biological process (GO): polyamine catabolic process
Molecular function (GO): polyamine oxidase activity
Source: RefSeq, a predicted model, not a curated record